Molecule: messenger RNA, 1314 nt
Organism: Echinococcus granulosus
Lineage: Eukaryota; Metazoa; Platyhelminthes; Cestoda; Cyclophyllidea; Taeniidae
Exons: 3
Coding region: 1-1314 (437 amino acids)
Source: RefSeq, a predicted model, not a curated record
AUGAUGAUAAACAAGUCAAAAUUGAAAAAUGUGGGAAUCAAUGUUAAAAUGUCGUAUCUAAAUGUUCCAAUUUGGUUUAAGAUACUAAUGGCAGUGGCUACAGUGAGUGUCAGUAAUUGGUAUAUUGUUAUUAUGAUCAUACAUCGUUGCAUUUCCAUCUACGUGACUCCCUUACGAAGCCGCCUUGAUCGCUCAUUAUGGGUUUUUGUACAGAAACAGUUGAAUUUAUGGAUUGUCUACGGACUGUGCUGGUUCUUCAGCCUUCUCAUUACUUCAUUUCCACUUCAUGAACACCAAAUCCUCCUAGAAGUGUUAAUUUUUGUUCUUCCAUUGACACUUGUAUUUAUUUUCUCGGUGUUGUUGUUAGUAAAGCUACGAGCGAUACAGAAGAAUAUUAGAACAGCGCCCAAAGCCACGCCUUGUUGCUUUCCCCAGCAGACUAAUAUUAAAUGCACUCAGAAAACGGAGUCAGAUGACACAUUUGCCCAAACAAAACAAGGUACAGCCUCGGUAGACAGACUUUCAGUGGCUUCGGAAGAGCAUCAAAAGAAACUCUCUCCUAAAACGCAGCAGGAACCCAUUACCAGUACUAUUUCUAGUGAAACUGAACGCAGGAAAACGUACUACCGAAUAACAACAACUAUUCUUAGUUUGUCCGUAUCUUUCCUUAUUCUGGACUCGUUGCAAUUAUUAGAUUUGCUUAUUCGAAUACCAUGGAGAAAUAUACUCGGUAGCAUAGAAGAAGCGCAUGUAAAUUCAUCAAUUACCCCAACAAAUGCAACCAAUAUGAAGGAAUUUUUGACAGAAGUGCAAAGGAGUGGGGAGAAACAAUCGGUGUUGAGUAUAGUAAAAAACACAUGCACACUAGGCAAAACUUUGGCCAAUUUCCUUAUCCUCUGUGCACAUAGUCGACACUUUCGAGCGUUGGUGUCGAUUAAAUUUAAACGAGGCCGUCGCCUAUUACGUCUCUUGCGCCGUCGAAUGCAGCCUCGUCUCUCGAGACAAGUAAAUACUGAUAUGGGCACAAGGUACUUCCGGCAAAUACCUUCAACAAGACGUAAUACAAUCCAUCGAAAAAGACCUGAACUUGAAGCCCGCGGUAUACCCAGCCCUCGCAUCCCUGGUCUUAUUAGAAAAGCAAAGAACAAAUUUGAAGAAAGUGCACCACUGCGACGUGAGCAGGAGAUAUACAAACCCAGAAUUUUUUACUCCUAUCAUUUGGUUUGCUUAAGCGGAUUCAUUGUGUCGCGUAAUAUUAAUGUAAAUGAUUUUGCACCUUUUGGAAAAUUAUUAUGCUUUAAUUUUUCGGACUAA